Molecule: messenger RNA, 2772 nt
Organism: Daktulosphaira vitifoliae (grape phylloxera)
Lineage: Eukaryota; Metazoa; Arthropoda; Insecta; Hemiptera; Phylloxeridae
Exons: 3
Coding region: 1203-2324 (373 amino acids)
Source: RefSeq, a predicted model, not a curated record
UGACGGUAACACGCUGGCGUUGCUCGUAUCGCGUGGGCCGUGUCGGUCGGCGCGCCACUAGGUCGACGCCAGUAAUUUUCUAAUGGGCCGUCCAACCAAACGGAUACGGUGAGUGUCGUUGGGCAAGUGUUUUUCAACUGGUGUUUACUAGACGCGACAACUGUUGUGUGCGCCACGCAACCGCUACGUUUUGGAUUUUACCAUUUGUUUCUCGACAAUUUUUUCAAUGCCGACCGGUGGUCGUAAACGUGUCAAAAAAAUAUCAAGUAUUUUUGUUUUUUACAUUUUUAAUCGAUUGCAUUUAGGCACGCCGUGUACGCUUACCGAGUUUUCUAUGCAUUCGAAAGGUACCGGGGGAAUUUUCCGUCAAUUGAUCGAUUUGUGCUGCGUCGAAACGGAAAUGCGGAUCGCUCGCCACAAACGCUCUGGCGCAGGGACCGCACUGCCGCAGAUCUUAUAGCGUCCGUUUUGCUGGAGUCUUACGCGCCUCUCGUUCGAUGUAUUAAAGGUCGCGGGACUGCUGAUAUCGAGAUGUUUUGCACGGUCGCUCAAAAGUCUGGCGAUUUUUAACACUUAUAUUUUUCUACGCGUUCAAUUUUUAAACGUUAUCUGUUCGGUGUUUCAGAACGUUGAAAGUAUUCAAUCGUCCAGCAACACAUUGUGCUGAUAACGGCUGUUAUUUUUCGUAUUUCUUUCCCCGUUUGUCGUCGUCGCGCUCUGUUCGCACGUUAAAAGAUCGUACGUCGUAUAACCGCUGUUCGAUGUGAUAAAAACUUGCCGGUAAUAAAACCGAUACGCUCGCGAUAAUAACGACGUUCGGUAAUUUGUAACGGUCUAACAACGGCGAGUAGUUGUUGAAAAACAACCAUGUGUUUAUACGCGACACGUAUAUCUAGUGUUUCUCUAUGGAAAUGGCGUACACGUUCAACGAGUAUAUAUCAACACGCAUUGCGUUAUUUGUAGUUUUGUUUUCACACGCGGCUGAUUUACGCGUUGACGAUUUUAACGCGCAACACACAACUAAACGUUCGACCGUCUGUCAGAAUACGAGUCGGUAGGUUUCCCGGAGAAAUUACCAUCGGCACCACCAUUGUCGUUGACGACGACACCGUUGUGAAAUCGAAGCAAAAUGUCCGACGGGCACGUGUGUCUUUCGAGUCGCCUCGAGUGAGGGCCAGCGACGGUGAACUGUUGUUUCGUUAAUGAACGACGUUUGCGAUCAUCGCAAGAAAAUCAACGACGCGGUCCAAACGGCCGGUGCGGAGAGUGACUUCGGCGGCGGAGAACGCGUGCGAACGUCGAGAAACGCAGACGUCGCGUAUCAGUACGUGGCGUGCACGGCGAUUUUGUUCGGGUCGCUCGUGCUGGCCGCCUACCUGGUGGGCGGGUACGCUUCGCGUCGAAACGCACUCGAGACCGUGAGACUGUUGAGAAAUCCGGCGCCCGUCCGAGUGGUGAACGCGUCCACCCGAGAUUUUUGCGCGGUAAUCUCCAAGGAGCUGUUCUCUUUGGAGAGGAUGGGCUACGUGGAUCCCGACAGGCGGGUUUCGAGACUGGCGGCUCUGGACGCGACGGCCGACGACGUGCACUACGUGAUAAUGAACACGACGUUCGUGCCAUGGCUGUUGCCGUGCUCUUUGGAAUCGGCUCUGGCAGCCGUCGGCAGUAACGGCCGGGUCAACGUGUUCUUGGUGUACGGAGUCCGAGUCGUACACAGGCAUCCUCAACGGAGAUCGGUGAGUUUGUCGGAAAGCCUGGAAAUACUGUCGGCCGGUUAUGGAAACCGAUUGAACGUGCACAAUGUGAGCUUGGAGGAGUGCUUGGAGUGUUCGCCGUUCCGAGAAGAAAACGUGCGGCGACCGGACAUGGCCAAAUUUAUGGUCGAGCUAGUGCUGUUGUGGCAGUUUGGAGGCACGAUUCUCGACCCCGGCGUAGUGACUGUCCAGAGGAACAUCCGCAGAGUAUCUCGCGGUGCCGUGGAAUUCGACGAUCACGUGAUAAGAUCGCCGACCGCUUGUCACGGGUUCGUGUACAGCGCCAUGUUGUGCGCAAAGAGUUUCGCGCUCAGCGCUGCCGACCAACCGUUUGAACGGAAAACCAGACGACGUAUUCUCGACAAGACCGUCGAGGUGUACCGCUAUUCCGCCAGAGACGCACGACCUCUAGAGGAAGGGGUGGUGUGCAAGAACGGAGUAGUGGCGAAUUUCUGUUGUUACGUAGAAGCCGAUCGCAUAGCCGAUUACGAAAAAUCAUACGUACACGGCUUUUGCCCCGCGACCGGCGACAUUCCUUUUUUCAGGCCCGACCAACUGGUGGUCACCUAAACGUGAUUUUUUAUUCGUAUUAUGACCCCCUCCAAUAAUACAAAUGACCCUCCACAAACCGAUCAUUUAAACUAUUUUAUAUUUUUGUAAUUUUUUUUUGUUUUGUUUCUCGUACUUAUUGCCGCCGCAACAUCAGUACCCAACGUGUACACUACUCAAAAACGGUUUAUACGAAAAAGAAAAAAUCGCAAAUUUACGUUUUUGUUAGAAACGUUCCAUGUUCUUAGAAGCUCAAAUCGUUAUUAUUGUUCGUUAAGAAGAUAUUAUUAUUAUCAGUAUUUUUUUGUAUUAUUUAAUUUUAUAAUAUAUGUGCGGCCGUGUUUUAUUAAAUGGAAUUUAUUUUUGUUUUCAAUUCGAUGGUAUGCAAUUUAUAGUUUUAUAUACAAUUAAAUGUAAUUCAUGUACUAUUGGUGGAGGAAAUGUGUCAAAAAAAAAAAAUCAUUUGAAA